This is a messenger RNA of Cladophialophora psammophila CBS 110553, 873 nucleotides long. RefSeq lists its product as uncharacterized. The record is from RefSeq and is a predicted model, not a curated record. The transcript has a single exon. NCBI's taxonomy places the organism in Eukaryota, Fungi, Ascomycota, Eurotiomycetes, Chaetothyriales, Herpotrichiellaceae. The coding region runs from base 1 to 873 and encodes 290 amino acids.
AUGGUCCAUUUGAUCUUGACCGGGGCUACAGGUCUAGUUGGGUCGUCUGUUCUCUCACACAUUCUCUCCCUGCCGUCAAGCAGUACACCUGUCAUACACAAGCUAUCAAUCAUCAGUCGCUCCAGCUCAAUCCCCUGGCUGUCCGCCACUCCCCCUCCCGGAACGCCAAAUGUGAACAAGCACACCAAGAUCGAAGUCAUCGAGCACAAAGACUUCGACUCGUAUCCGCCUGAGCUGUUGGAGAAGCUGAAAGGCGCCGAUGCUUGUAUAUGGGCCUUGGGCGUGAGUCAGAACGACGUCUCUAAGGAGCAGUAUGUGAAAAUCACCAGGGACUAUACCUUGGCGGCAGCCAAGGCAUUCUCCUCGCUGCGAGAGUCCGCGUCGGCCUCUCCUGAAAGCAAACCCCAUGGCAAGGAAUUCAAAUUCAUCUACGUCUCGGGCGAAGGCGCCACUCUACACCCGCGCCCCUGGACACCCCUGUAUGGACGCACCAAAGGCGAAACAGAACACUCUCUCCUCAAACUCUCCAAGACGCCGCCUUACUCCAAUCUCCUCUCGGUCUACUCGAUCCGUCCCGCUGCCGUGGAUGGCAGCUACCAGCCCUGGCUGUGGGACCAGAUCCUGAGGGAGAAGCGAACGGCCUUCCAGCGCUUUUACUUAAAAACCUUGAUGGCGCCGAUUCGAUGGGGGUUCUUUGGAGAGGCAAUGCACAGUCCAACCGACGAGCUGGGGAGGGUACUGGUGGAGAUGGCAGUAGGAGAGCAACGAGGGCCCUUUGAGGUCGGGGACGGUGUGGACAAAGAAGGAGAAGGGCGGAUGGUGGGGAAUAAGAGGUUGAGGAUGUUAGGAAGAGGGCAGGGAUGGUGGAAAUAG